Messenger RNA from Phycomyces blakesleeanus NRRL 1555(-), 480 nucleotides. RefSeq lists its product as hypothetical. The record is from RefSeq and is a predicted model, not a curated record. The transcript has 2 exons. Lineage: Eukaryota; Fungi; Mucoromycota; Mucoromycetes; Mucorales; Phycomycetaceae. The coding region runs from base 1 to 480 and encodes 159 amino acids.
AUGACUUCUUUCUUAAUCUGGAUGAACAACAAACUUUCUGCCUUAAACUUCAACAUCUUUAAGGCAAAUACUUCAUAUUCUCCAGAUCCAUCAGCCUUUGCAUAUGGUUUUAUGUCACCCGUUCAGCAAGAAAAAAUGAAAACCGCAACUUCUUUCCGUUUGGAUGCUACUCAUGCAAUCUCUAGCAACGUGAAUGAGAUUCUUUAUACCCUUUUGGUGCGUGAUGAAGAUAUUGGUAGAGGAUGGCCUGUUGCCUUUAUGGUAACCAAUGAUCGAGGUCUGCAGUUCUUGAAGAGAUCCUCUUUGCUUGUUGACCCAAAGCAAUUUAUUAUUGAUUGUUGUGCAGCAGAAGUUCACGCCAUUCAGACAACUUUCCCUGCAACAUCCAUUCAAUUUUGCAUCUUUCAUGUAACCCAAGCAUGGAACCGAAAGUUAUCUGACAGUGUGAAGAUUCCUGGAUCCUUACUAUCAGAGGCAUGA